AUGACUAAAAGAGGUGGAAAAGCUAAGGUAUUAGCACCAGGAAAACUUCAAGAAGAACGAAAUCGCAUAAUUAACAAGAAGCAUAUCGUUAGGAAACCUGCUCAAACAACAUUGUCUAUGCAGGAUGCAUCAUCGGCACCAACACCAGCUCAGGCAGCACCGUCCGUGCAGGUUGCAUCGUCGAUGCCGACAUCAGCUUCGAAAAAAUCAUCUGUGCAGGCUGCAUCGUCGAUGCCAACACCAGCUCAGGAAGCAUCGUCCGUGCAGGUUGCAUCAUCAAUGCCAACAUCAGCUUCUAAAAAAUCGUGUGUGCAGGCUGCAUCGUUGAUGCCAACACCAGCUCAGGCAGCAUCGUCCGUGCAGGCUGCAUCGUCGAUGCCAACACCAGCUCAGGCAGCAUCGUCUGUGCAGGCUGCAUCGUCGAUGCCAACACCAGCUCCAACUGUAGUACCUGUUCAUGCCACUACCUCUGAGAAAUUCAUAUAA
This is a messenger RNA of Lathyrus oleraceus (garden pea), 486 nucleotides long. RefSeq lists its product as uncharacterized. The coding region runs from base 1 to 486 and encodes 161 amino acids. The record is from RefSeq and is a predicted model, not a curated record. NCBI's taxonomy places the organism in Eukaryota, Viridiplantae, Streptophyta, Magnoliopsida, Fabales, Fabaceae. The transcript has 2 exons.